AUGGAUUCACAAAAUAACCAUCAUAACCAUUGUCCAGGGCAAAAAUUGAUAACCGGUAACCAUGUCAUCAACGGUAUUAGAGAAAUGCUGCCUCAGAGCAAUAGGACGGAACUUACCAUCGAGAAACAAAACAAAUUAACCACAUUUAGACGUCAUAUGACACGCAAUGCGCCRGCGCGUAGCUACAUGUCAUCAUUGCCGUGUCCCCCUAAACACAGAACAAAUAAUGCGUGGAAAAAGCCACCACCCAUUCCGAAGCUGACGUUGCAAACUGAGUCGACAAUUAUCAAACUCAAUUGGGACGAUGGCAUCAGCUCGGGCUCAUAUUAUCGGUACGAGGCAAUAGCUGGCUAUGAACUGUUCGCGUGCGUAUUAGAAGACCGUGCUAAUGAAGUGAAAUGGGAAUAUUUGACUUUUUUAGCUGAACUCUCGCCGAGUUUUGGUCAGCGGCAGUCAAUCACCUGUGAGAUGAAAGAUUUGGUCAUAGGCUUUGAAUAUUACUUUGCUGUCCGCUCGGUGGACGUGCACGAACGACGUGGGCCCUGUGCCGUAGUAUACACGCUACUCUGA
Messenger RNA from Diuraphis noxia (Russian wheat aphid), 570 nucleotides. RefSeq lists its product as uncharacterized. The record is from RefSeq and is a predicted model, not a curated record. Gene Ontology annotation, molecular function: protein binding. NCBI's taxonomy places the organism in Eukaryota, Metazoa, Arthropoda, Insecta, Hemiptera, Aphididae.